GCGACUCAGGCUUUCAACACUGCUCCACUGGAGUAGGUGUUCUCAGCACCGGUGAUGUGAGGUGGCGCAGGCGCUCGCAACUCAAGGAGCUGAUGACCAGACAGAUACCCAGAGAAGCUUCACCGAAGUGGACCCAAAAAGAAGGUCGGAUUUAGGGAUUUUUACUGCCGAAAAACCGGACCUUGUUCAUUGAGCUUCGUGAAUUCCGUUUCUGAGGGACGAAGCGUCGAGAAAUAACCAACAAUCCACUACUCUUUGAUAGGAAGAGCAAUGAGUGCAGACUUUUGGCUGAUCAGUAUUUGCCUUGCUGCUGGGCUUUGCACCGCUCGUAGUGCGCAACCUGUGGAACCUCCUGAGUGCAGUCCAGAGGGUCACAUGGUUUUGCAGAACCCGUACCGGAGCACAAGCUUUAGCUCGCAUCAGCUUCCCCAGUCUGGCCUACAAGAAAAGCUCAUUUGUGACCACUUACUGACACCUGGCUGGUAUAAGUUCCAGAUCUUUGAUAAACCAGCUCAAAUGCCCACCAAGUGUGUGGAGGUGAAUCACUGUGGUACUCAAGCUCCAGUGUGGCUCUCUCUACCUGAAGGGGAGACCCUCCCGCGCCCACUAGAGAUUAAAAAGUUAACCGCUUGUGCUACUUGGCAGUUGUUCAGCGGGCCCAAUAAGGAGUGCUGUCUGUUUCGAAUGCCUGUCUCUGUGCGGAACUGUGGGCAUUUCUAUGUGUACCAGCUCCAGCCUACACAGGGAUGCAUGGCCUACUGUUCUGAGGAAAUGUCAGAUUCCACUGAACCAAUCUGUGAACCAGAGCACAGGAACAGCGAUGGAAGUUGCAAUGAUAAGCACCCCCCAUCUCCAUCAGUACCAGAGAUCGUGGCUGAACUGUCAGGCUCCAGCGUGUUGUUGAAGUGUACAUUUGAUGGCCAGAGUGGGAACAGCUCUGUAGGAUUUGUGGUUACGUGGUGGCGUCUUUCCCCAAAUGGCAACAAAGAGGAGCUGAGGCAGGAGACAACUUUACAGAUGUCAGCCUUUAUUGAGCUGGAUGGCAUCAACAUUCGGCUUGGAGAUCGGAUCUACUGCAGUUGCUCCAGUUUCUUUCUAGAUGACCCAUACAGACAGAGUCAUUCAGUGGAGAGUGUGGAGUUCUUUGCAGGGAUUCGACUACAGCCCAAACUCGCCUCUAUCUUAGAGGACGGAACAGAGCAUGAGCUGGUCAUAGAGAGCACUAUUCCUGUACCCUGUCUUUCAGAGACAUGCAGUCUUUUGUUACAGCUCAGCACCAGCAGCCAAGUCUUGGGUGUUGUCUUUUUAGAUGAGGAUAAGCUCGGCCCUGAUCUGGUUCUGUCCUCCUGUGAAGUGAAGCUAACUCACACUCUAUGCCAUAAGGGAGUGUGCAGCCAGGUGCUGCUUUACUACAGUGCAGUGACUGAUGUCAAGAAGGAUGGAGACAGAAACACUGAGAUUUCCAUUAAACCUAUAGUCAGCACUGAUUUCCUCUGGAAUGAAUAUACACCAGAAAGUGUACAGGUCAUUGUAAAGGAUAUCCUACCUGCUUAUUGUUACAUUUUUACUGAUCCUCACAUCAUAACAUUUGAUGGAAGAAAGUAUGAUAACUUCCAUAUAGGCACAUUUGUGCUGUACAAGAGCACAAUUCGGCUGUUCGAAGUGCAUGUGCGCCAGUGGGAGUGUGCUAGUAUAACAGCCCACCCAACAUCCUGUGUGUGUGGCUUCGUAGCCAGAGAUGGAGCCGAAGUCAUCUCCUUUGACAUGUGUAAUGGAUUGGCUGGAGAAACGAAGCCACGCCUGUUAGUGAAGAAUGGAGACCUUGCGAAAAGCGGCAUUCGCAUCACUGAGUCUUAUCAGGGUCGCAAAAUCACUCUGACAUUUUCUUCAGGGGCAUUUGUGCGGGCAGAUGUAGCUGACUGGGGUAUGAGUCUGACUGUGAUGGCUCCUAGUCCUGAUCGGGGCCACACUGAGGGUCUUUGUGGAACCUUUGAUGGACAACCACUCAAUGACUACCACAGAGCAGGAGGGGAAACUUUAGAAGACAGUGUUUCCUUUAUUAAUGCAUGGCGGCUAGCACCAAGGAGCAGCUUUUUUGACAAAAUCCCUGCCUAUGAGAGGAGCCCGGACAGUCGACAUUUCUGCCACUGCAAGAGGGGUCAAGGUCAAUCAAACCUUAGACCUCAUCUUCCCUCCAGCUCUUCCUCCUGCACUCAUUUGGCCCAUUUCCUCUCUUAUUUCAUAAUACCUGCUCGGGAUGUCACAGCAGAGUAUAUCAGACCCAACAAGCAUUUCACUGGAAAUGCCAGAAAUCGUCCCAAGGUGCAGCGAAAGAAUAUUCUCACUCAGACUCGAGGGAGGCGCCAGAACCACAAACAAGCCUCAUCAUCCCCAAGUCAGUCAGACCCUGAGAGGUUUAAUUAUUUUUUUCCUGAAGACCAGGUUCUAUCAACACAUCCUGAAUUACCAGCCCCAACAUGGCCUACUGAGUCUGGUGUGACAAAGGCGGAGGCCCAGCGUUUGUGUACUAAUGCCUUGCGUAACUCCACUGUGGCACUUGGUUGUGCUGGCCUGUUGGAUGGUGUUAUGGAGAAGGCACUGGAUAUGUGUGUGAUAGACCAGCAGCUAAAGGAUGAGAGAGCCUGGCUGGGUGCUACUGUGCCCCUGCUGGAGAACGAGUGCGAGAGGAGAGUGGUACAAGAGGAGGAAAGAAAGGAAGAACUCCGGGACAUACUCGCCUUGCUUAGGUGCCCUAACCAUUGCAGUGGUAAUGGGCAAUGCACCGAACGUGGCUGCAUGUGUUUUCCAGGGUUUGGUUCAUAUGAUUGCAGCCAAGUCUCUGAUCAGACCCCAGAGAUUAAAGAACUAGAGGGUGGAGGACUCUGUGAUGUUAAACAAAGCCCUUGUUCCACUGUCAAAAUUCUUGGGAAAAGCUUCAGGAACACAUUUGAAUUGAAAUGUGAAGUCAUGAAGGAGAAGACAGUAGAUGGUGAGUGGUCACUGGGUGAUCCUCUGAUGGGUCCUGCAUUGUUCUUGAGUUCCUCUGCUUUACAGUGCCAGCUCCCUGUUGAAGAUGUGCAGUCUGCUGGUCACCCUCCUAUCACUCGCUGGCAAAUCAAGGUUUCUAAUGAUGGAUACAGCUUCAGUAAUGCUAAGAUUUUCACAACGUUUGAUGGAACAUGUCAAGACUGCACACUCAGCAGUGGGGUUCAGUGCACUUUAAAGAACAGCAGCUGUAGCAUUGAUGGUCAAUGUUAUGCAGAAAGUGAGCGCAGUCCCAGCAGCCCCUGUCUCAUCUGUCGGCCCGAUCUCUCCAAGCACACCUGGUCCAUCAGUGAGAACAACAAACCUCCCGUAUUUCAUUCAGAGCAAACCCAACUGCAGACGUUCUACGGGGAAAGCUUUGUGUACCAGUUUGUGUCAACUGACCCAGAAGGUUCUGCAGUUCUGUUUACUCUGCUGUCUGGUCCCAAAGAUGCUGUUCUUUCUCCUGCUGGCCUGCUCAUCUGGAAAGCCCUGUCAUCUUCACCUGUGACCUUUGAACUGUCUGUGAUAGAUGAUUGUAAUGCAGAGACAAAGGCCAUUGUAAAACUCUCCAUUCGCCCCUGUGACUGCUACCAUGGAGCUUCAUGUGUGACCAACAUGAACUUCCCUCCUGGCAGCGGAGAGUUUCUGUGUGUUUGCCCCGCUGGUCUUGCAGGAGAGAGAUGCCAGGUAAAUGUGGACGACUGCAAAUCAAGCCCGUGUCAGAGAGGCAAAUGUGUGGAUGGACUGAACAGAUUCACAUGUCUCUGCCCAGCAGGUUUUACUGGUGUGACGUGUGAGCUUGACAUUGAUGAAUGUGUUUCAUCUCCAUGCUUUGCUGGGGUGCCUUGUGAAAACACAUUAGGGUCGUUUGCGUGUGGACCCUGUCCUGAUCACCUCACUGGGGAUGGCAAAAACUGCAUCACUCAGAGCACAUGUUCCAGUCGACCCUGUUACCCAGGAGUCCAGUGCUUUGAGAGUGUGUAUACAUCUGCUGGAUUUAUCUGUGGUCCCUGCCCUUCAGGUUUCCAUGGCAAUGGACAAAACUGCACGUCAAAAGCAGAAAAGAGGAUGACACCAGGCACCAGAGAAGGAAACAGACCUGAUGUCCCUUUCUCUUCAUCGUUCUCCACAUCAACAUCUCAGAAAUCCAUUGACCGCUCCAACAUAAAGACACCAUCACUCAUAGAUAGAAAGACCUCUUUAAGUCCUGUAAGCCAUGAUAACAGUCGUGCAACAGCUUCUGGUUCUGAAGGGCAACUUUAUGAGCGAGAGCCUGUUGUUAAAGAUGGCAGGACUUGCACUGACUCGCCCUGUUUUCCUGGUGUGCCUUGUGAGCCUUCUGAGACUGGAGGAUUCAAGUGUGGUCAAUGUCCUAACGGAUACAGGGGCGAUGGACUCACAUGUAAAGCCAUGUGUCGUUAUCCAUGUGGUCAAAACAUGGAGUGCACUCUGCCCAAUACUUGCACCUGUAAAGAAGGAUACACUGGAUAUAACUGCCACAUUGCUGUGUGCCGUCCUGACUGCAAAAACAGAGGGAGGUGUGUAAAGCCCAAUGUGUGUAUGUGUCCUGCAGGCUACAGUGGACCAACCUGUGAGGAAGCUACAUGUGAUCCACCAUGUCAAAAUGGAGGCAGCUGCUUGUCGAGAAACCUGUGCACCUGCUCCUAUGGAUAUGUGGGUCCACAGUGUGAAAUUAUGGUGUGUUCUCGGCACUGUGAGAAUGGUGGGGAAUGUGUAUCUCCUGAAGUGUGUAAGUGCAAGCCUGGCUGGUAUGGACCAACUUGUAACUCAGCUGAUUGUACACCUGUGUGUCUGAAUGGUGGCACCUGUAUCAAGCCUAACGUCUGUGCAUGUCCUAGUGGCUUCUAUGGAUCACAGUGCCAAAUAGCUGUGUGCAAUCCUCCCUGUAAAAACCGUGGUCAGUGCAUGAGGAACAAUGUGUGCUCCUGCCCUGAAGGCUACACUGGCAAGAGAUGUCAAAUAAGUGUGUGUGAUCCGAUGUGCAUGAAUAAAGGAAAGUGUGUGGGUCCAAACACCUGUUCCUGUGCUUCUGGAUGGCGGGGGAAAAUCUGUGAUGUCCCGGUUUGCUUACAAAAGUGUAAAAAUGGAGGAGAGUGUGUGGGACCAAACACGUGUCACUGUCCUGCUGGAUGGGAAGGCAUGCAAUGCCAGACUCCCAUCUGCAAGCACAAGUGCCAAAAUGGAGGAAAGUGCGUCCUUCCAGACUUCUGUCAGUGUCGCUCGGGAUACACUGGAUCGAUCUGCGCUGCCAGAACAAGAUGAUCGAAUGGAUAUACAGUAUAUAUGGAUAAUGUCUGUACCCUCCUCAGACAAAAUACAGGAGUGUGUGUGUGUGUGUGUGUGUGUGUGUGUGUGUGUGUGUGUGUGUGUGUGUGUGCACUUAAGUGUAUGUAACUGUGUGAAUGUUUGUAUAAAUGUGUGCCUCAGGCAGCAGUCAAGAAAUUGUAGUUUGUUUUUUUUAAUUGCUAUGUUUUUUAGUGACUAGGUGAUUGCACUUAGUCUGCCAAGAGUACUUCUCAUGAGAUUAUGAUCUUAUUCUUCAUUUUCAGUAGUGGAAGUCGUCAAGAUUUAAGCCAAUACCAUAUAAAAGAAACUGCAAACACACAGUAUAUGUGUGAAAGCACACAGCGUUUGUUACUGAAAACAUUGACCAUGAACAGACUGAUGAGCUUUUACUCAAUACAGCGACAUUUCUUAAAGAAAUUAAUGGAACGUUCUUUAUUUUACUUUUGUGAAACAUUAGUUUUAGAGCUAUAAUACUGUAUAUAUUCUGUUUUGGGCUAAUUUGAUGUAUGUACUUUAUACUGAAAUAUAAUAAAUGUUUUAUGUACAUUUGUAA
Silurus meridionalis is the source of this 5887-nucleotide messenger RNA. It is a transcript of the gene vwde, whose product is annotated as von Willebrand factor D and EGF domains-like. Lineage: Eukaryota; Metazoa; Chordata; Actinopteri; Siluriformes; Siluridae. The record is from RefSeq and is a predicted model, not a curated record. Gene Ontology annotation, molecular function: calcium ion binding. The transcript has 31 exons. Bases 271 to 5310 code for a protein of 1679 amino acids.